UCAUCUGCGUUUCUUAGUGGCCCCAAAGCAUGUCCAACCAGUCGGUAAUCUCCUCACCAGCCUUGACUUCUACCGUGUGACUCCUCCUGGCAUAGCUUGUGAUCCGGGUUAAGUCAGAAAAUGGAGACAUACAUCCUCGAAUCUGAUAUUUUUUAUGUUGACGAUGAUCGACAACCUUAACAUAAAAAGCAGCGCGGAGACCUUCGUAAAACCAGCACACACCUCUCUGAGGGUCAUCGCCUGUUAUCCUCUCUUCACGAAAUGGGUGGAAAUAGGAAAAAACGGGGACAAAAACCGAAAACCCAAGCCGGCGGAACCACCGCCGAAGACAGACACCUUAACAGCGUUACCCCAACAACAAACGAUCUCGUUUCAGCUCCCUCGGCCGUGAAUUCUUCCCGCCGUCGCCCGAAGUCGCAACCGCCCGUGACAGGUUCACCGGAGGCGACAAAUUCGAGACAUGCCGAGCAGAACGGAGGUUGUGCUUCUACGGAAUUGGUGGCCGAAGCCUCAUUGAUGCCUGAGCGGGACGGCGAGGUGAAUGCGGUGCCUUCAAGGGACGCUGUCGUGAAGGUUUUUUGUGUGCAUACGGAACCGAAUUUCUCGUUGCCGUGGCAGAGAAAAAGGCAGUACAGCUCUAGCAGCAGUGGAUUCAUUAUUGCAGGGAGGAGGGUGCUGACCAAUGCGCACUCCGUGGAGCACCAUACCCAAGUCAAGCUCAAGAAACGGGGGUCCGACACCAAAUACUUAGCAACAGUACUGGCCAUUGGAACCGAGUGCGAUAUAGCACUGUUGACGGUGAGUGAUGAUGAGUUCUGGGAUGGGGUUUCACCUGUUGAGUUUGGUGAUUUGCCUGCACUGCAAGAUGCUGUUACUGUUGUGGGCUAUCCAAUCGGAGGUGACACUAUCUCUGUAACCAGCGGUGUUGUCUCACGCAUUGAGAUCCUCUCUUAUGUUCAUGGUUCAACUGAACUCCUGGGACUGCAGAUAGAUGCUGCAAUAAAUUCAGGAAAUUCCGGCGGACCUGCUUUCGGUGAUAAGGGAAAAUGCGUGGGGAUUGCAUUUCAGUCUCUUAGGCAUGGAGAUGCAGAGAACAUAGGAUAUGUGAUACCUACUCCGGUUAUCUUACAUUUCAUCCGAGAUUAUGAAAAGAAUGGAGAAUACACAGGAUUUCCAGUUCUUGGAGUUGAGUGGCAGAAGAUGGAAAAUCCUGAUUUGCGAAUGUCAAUGGGCAUGGGACCGCAGCAAAAAGGUGUGCGUAUCAGAAGAAUUGAACCCACAGCUCCCGAAUCUCAAGUUCUGAAGCCAUCUGAUGUCAUUCUUAGCUUUGAUGGGAUUAAUAUUGCCAAUGAUGGAACAGUUUCAUUCAGGCAUGGGGAGCGCAUUGGUUUCACUUACCUUGUCUCUCAAAAAUACACUGGAGAUAUAGCUACAGUCAAGGUUCUCCGGGAUUCGAAGAUACUUGAAUUUGACAUAAACCUUGCAACUCAUAAGCGCCUUGUCCCCGCCCACAUCAAUGGCAGACUUCCUUCCUAUUAUAUUGUCGCUGGAUUUGUUUUUGCUGCCGUUUCCGUCCCCUAUCUUCGUUCUGAGGAGUCUCUCUCUUUCGAGGGUGGAAAGGAUUCUGAAAUUGACGCCCCCAUCAGUAUUCUGGACAAGCUUUUUCACGCGAUGGCAGAGUCUGCUGAUGAACAGCUAAUUGUUGUUUCUCAGGUUCUGGUGGCUGACAUCAAUAUUGGAUACGAGGACAUUGUUAACACUCAGGUUCUUGCCUUCAAUGGUAAGCCUGUGAAGAAUCUGAAGAGCUUGGUCUUCAUGGUCGAGAGUUGUGAUGAUGAAUACAUGAAGUUUGAUCUGGAAUAUCAGCAGAUAGUAGUGUUGAAGACGAGCACCGCCAAGGCAGCAACUCCAGAUAUUUUGAAAACACACGGCAUACCAUCUGCAAUGUCUGAUGACCUGAGAACUUGAAAGGUUUGGGUGAAGACUGAAGAAGAAGGUGUCAGAAGUUAGAACUGAUGAUAUAAGCAAAAGCCUAAAAGCAUAGCUGGGGCGUGUAAAUGGGCUAAAGGCUUUAUGUCCAUCCUUCUCAUUUAUGCCCCUCACACGGGGAUAUAUUUUUUAACACCCGGAUGGGUCAUUCACAAUCAUUCUUAUUGGAGACACAUAUAUGAA
This is a messenger RNA of Neltuma alba, 2172 nucleotides long. Its product is annotated as protease Do-like 9. The transcript is spliced from 9 exons. Gene Ontology annotation, molecular function: serine-type endopeptidase activity; protein binding. Gene Ontology annotation, biological process: proteolysis. The coding region runs from base 262 to 1968 and encodes 568 amino acids. The record is from RefSeq and is a predicted model, not a curated record. Lineage: Eukaryota; Viridiplantae; Streptophyta; Magnoliopsida; Fabales; Fabaceae.